AUGCUUGGAAAGAAACUAAACAUAAAGAACUAUGAGUCUUCAAUAGAACUUCAAAAUUUUAAAAAUUAUGAUGAAAAAUAUGGAACUAUCUUAAUAUCAACAGAGAUCGGCGCAUUAGGGACUAUUGCAUAUAUGAAUGAAAGAGCUGCAAUAAUGCUCAAAGUAUCUUCUGCUGAAAUGAUUAGGCGAGAUUUUAACCAGUUUAUACCCAAACCGUUUUCUUUAAAUCACAAUCACUAA
Molecule: messenger RNA, 240 nt
Organism: Blepharisma stoltei
Lineage: Eukaryota; Ciliophora; Heterotrichea; Heterotrichida; Blepharismidae
Source: the annotation of a GenBank genome assembly